This is a messenger RNA of Rotaria socialis, 648 nucleotides long. NCBI's taxonomy places the organism in Eukaryota, Metazoa, Rotifera, Eurotatoria, Philodinida, Philodinidae. The record is from the annotation of a GenBank genome assembly.
AUGGCGCAAGUAUCUACCAUUGCAGGAUCGGAAAAUUUAAAAAAUAAUUACCAUCAAAACACAACCAUGUACUAUUUAAGAUUGAAUGAGGAUCGAAGAGCAACUUCGCAUGACCAAUGUGAUUUGCCUGAAUCAUCGAUUGGCGAAGAACCUAAUUCAUUUUUAACACAACCAGAAUUAUAUCAUGUAAAAGCAGAAGAAAAUAACAUUGAAAAUUCAAUUUCUCAUGCUUCGUCGAUACCCUACGAAUCUUUAGGACAUCAGCCGAAACCAGAAGUUUAUUACAUAACUCUACGACAUGAAAACAUAGCCGAAUACAAUAGACAAUCACCAGUUGCGAACAAUACUGUAAAUGAUCAUAGAAUACAUCCGAACAAUUCAUCGGAAGGUACAGUUACAGCAUAUAUGAUAGCAACAGUCAAAGAAGAUGAUUCGGAAAGUAAUUCAUUGCCUCCUAUCCGACCUCGCAAGAAAAAACACACUGUAUCAUUUAAUCUUGCUGAUAAGAAUGAUAAAUAUGAUCGAAAUGAUUUUCCAAUAGGACCUCAAGAUGUAACAACAAAUUUUCGUUAUACACCGUUAUCACAAUCAAAAGCAUCAGAAAGUAUUAGGCGUAGUAUGAACAAAUAUCGUUUUGGUGAAAUUUAA